Molecule: messenger RNA, 4300 nt
Organism: Pygoscelis adeliae (Adelie penguin)
Lineage: Eukaryota; Metazoa; Chordata; Aves; Sphenisciformes; Spheniscidae
Gene: SEPSECS
Product: Sep (O-phosphoserine) tRNA:Sec (selenocysteine) tRNA synthase
Exons: 12
Coding region: 1-1602 (533 amino acids)
Biological process (GO): selenocysteine incorporation; conversion of seryl-tRNAsec to selenocys-tRNAsec
Molecular function (GO): tRNA binding; O-phosphoseryl-tRNA(Sec) selenium transferase activity
Source: RefSeq, a predicted model, not a curated record
AUGCCGAGUAAGGGCAACGCACCUCUGCCCCCGCCGAUACGACGCCUUCCGAUAAAAGCCCGUCAUAAGCUCCCUAAGAGACAGGGACACCUCAAGGAGGCAUCGGGCACGGCACAUCAAGCGUACCGUAGUCCCCACAGCCGGCUGCUCUCCCUCCCCGCGCUUGAGAAGACGUUGUUCUACACCGUCAAGGUAAUUUCCAAAAGGAAGCCUAAAAACAAUUUUCGUAGUUACCUUUAUAUUAUUAUUAUUAAGGGAAAAUGUCCUGAAGAUGGAUGGGAUGAAAGCACCAUUGAACUGUUCCUUCAUGAACUUGCUAUAAUGGAUAGCAAUAACUUUCUGGGCAACUGUGGUGUGGGUGAGAGGGAAGGAAGAGUGGCGUCAGGGCUCGUUGCCCGAAGACAUUACAGGUUGAUCCAUGGAAUUGGAAGGUCAGGUGAUAUUUCUGCAGUCCAGCCUAAAGCUGCAGGGUCUAGCCUUUUGAACAAACUUACUAAUUCAGUAGUUCUGGAUAUUAUAAAGCUGGCUGGUGUCCGGACAGUGACCAAUUGCUUUGUGGUUCCCAUGGCAACUGGCAUGAGUCUAACUCUGUGUUUUUUAACAUUGCGGCACAAGAGACCAAAGGCAAAAUACAUUAUCUGGCCACGUAUAGACCAGAAAUCUUGCUUCAAAUCAAUGAUAACUGCAGGUUUUGAGCCUGUGGUGAUAGAAAAUGUAUUAGAAGGCGAUGAGCUACGGACAGACAUUGAAGCAGUGGAGGCUAAAAUCAAGGCUCUUGGUGCUGAAAAUAUUCUUUGUGUGCAUUCUACAACGUCUUGCUUUGCUCCAAGGGUACCUGAUAGGCUGGAGGAACUGGCUGUGAUUUGUGCUAAUUAUGACAUUCCCCAUAUUGUCAACAAUGCGUAUGGAGUACAGUCUUCAAAAUGUAUGCAUCUUAUCCAGCAGGGUGCUCGAGUAGGCAGAAUAGAUGCUUUUGUUCAGAGCUUGGACAAAAAUUUUAUGGUUCCAGUAGGUGGUGCUAUCAUUGCUGGCUUCAAUGAGUCCUUCAUUCAGGAGAUCAGCAAAAUGUAUCCAGGAAGAGCAUCUGCCUCUCCUUCUUUAGAUGUCCUCAUUACACUUCUGUCUCUAGGUGCCAGUGGCUACAAACAGUUACUGAAAGAGAGAAAGGAGAUGUUUUCCUAUCUUUCAAGUGAGCUGAAGAAGCUGGCAGAUAUCCACAAUGAGAGACUGUUAGACACACCACAUAAUCCCAUUUCCUUAGCCAUGUCACUGAAGAAUCUAGAUGAAAAUAACGAUGCUGCUGUUACCCAACUUGGAUCUAUGCUUUUCACGAGACAGGUUUCUGGAGCAAGGGUUGUUCCCUGUGGGUCUGUACAAACAGUGAAUAACUACACUUUUAAAGGCUUUAUGUCGCAUGCAAAUGACUAUCCCUGUGCUUACCUCAAUGCUGCCUCAGCAAUUGGAAUUAAAAAGCAAGAUGUAGAUGUAUUCCUGAAAAGACUUGACAAGUGUUUGAAGACUUCUAGAAAAGAAGCAAAGAAAGAAAAAAGUGUAAAUGAAAUAAGUAAUUCUAACACAGGCACAGAACAACUUGGAGACUAGAAGAUACAGAUCUAGUAACACAGGAAGAUAUGCUCUUGUUUGAAGUAUGUCAGGUUUGUAUUGGAUUAGCAUUGUGAAUCUGCAGUGGAGAAAAUUUAUUCCUGAUCUGUAAACAACCACAAAAAAAAACUUGGGUGAAAUUCAUCUUUGAAGAAAGUAGGUGAUAUUCUCUCCAAGACAGAGGGCCCCACACAAGCUUUUUGCAGCACAAAUAUGCACUUAAUAUCUGCCAAAGUAAAGCUUUACAUUCAUAAAGACCUUGAGCUGGCCUUUCAGUCUGUGGGUGUUCAGCACAUCACAGAAUGCUUAUUCACAUAUUUUGAUUAACAAGAUUUUCUGUGGCAGUGACUGAAUUCCUUCCUAGGUAUGGACCAUCCAGCAAGAAAUAUUUCACUGCUCUCAAAAUCUCUUUUGUUUCUCAUCAGCAUAUGCGCCACUUUUCAUUUCUUCUUGAAGAUUUAUGUAAGUGUUGGGAUAGCCCUUACUAAAUACAAUGUUAAAACUGCAUGAGGAAAUGAUAAAGUUGGAAUAGUAGUGUUUUCAGGUGUUCUCACCUCUCAAGAACUGCCUAGAACAAAGCAGCCCUCAGUGGCAAAGAAAAACCUAGAAUACCUCUCAUAUCCUGUCAGUAUUCAGCUCUUGGAAACAUUUGCAUAGUUCAGCAACCCAAAGGAAUUUAAUAAUGAAAGCAAGGGGUUGUGGAGUGGAGAGGUACUGUCAUCUCCCCCCCCCCCCCUUUUUUUUUUCCAUUUCAUCUUUUCUUUGAUAGGGUGAUCAGGUCAGAGACCCACUGAAAAGGAAGAAUGCCUUGUGGGAUUAAUGCAGCAGUUUCAAGAGCCAGUGAGACCUGAGGGUAUUUUGGCGUUUUUAGUCCAUUGUUGUUAAAAUAUAUAGACUUCCAUUUCUGAAGUGUGUCUUGCCACUGGCACUGUUGCUUCUGUGGCUGUAUGCAGUUGCUGAUUUGAAUUCAUUAAGCAAACAAUAACUUUGGAGUCUGUUCCUGAAACAUAGGUUCCGUAUCACUGGAGUGACCGUGCUGUAGGUUGCAAAACUUUUAGUUAAUUAUUCUUAAAUGCAAUUACUACAUUGUAUGUAGUUUUUAUGUCAUUUACUGUUCAAAGCGAGCUUAAUGUUGAAAGACAUUUUCUUUGUCUGUCUGUAAUGUAGUAAUACUUGGGACACCACAAUUAAUGAGUUCUAAAUGUCAGGAAAAAUUCUAGCUACUUUGUUUGGAUCUGAGACGUGUAUCCUUCAGAGCCCUUUGUAAAAUGCUUGAUCAAAAUAGUGGUGCUUUUGAGAGGAUUGUCUAUCCAGCAUGUUCAAAUGAAUUGAUACAAGAGGUGAUGUUAAUAUGCGGAAGUUAAUAGUAUGCUAAUCAUCAUGAAGGUGCUCUCACUUAGUGAGGUCCAUUGUAUCUUAAGCUUAAAUUGCACUGCUGCUUCUACGUUGUUAUUGCUACAGUUACACAUUAGAUUGAUUAAAGCUUGUGAAGGUAUGGCUCCCCGGGCUACAGUCACAGUUGUUAUUUGCUGUACAAACACAUCCUAGGAGAAAUGUAAUAUAACUUGACCACUGAGUUCUUGUGGCUAUAAGGAGAUGUAAAUUUCUUUUCUUUCUCUCCCCGCCCCCCCCUUUUUUUUAUUGAGAGCAUGCUGUACCUCAGUUUUUCCAGUCAGUAAAACUCUCUUCCACAAGCUCGGGAGCCAAAACUCUGCCGGCUCACUGCCUCAGUAUUCAGUAUAUUGGAGCAGCCAGUGAAAACCACAAGGCCUUAGUGAUACCUUUCUUCCUGGUUUUUGAUAUUGCUGUUCUGUGCCUCAAUGAGUAUAAAUUAUUCAUUUAGAUGACUAGUCACAUAAUGCAAACAUUAGAACUAUUGUUACGAGAGUUUAGGGAGGUGUAUGGUAGCAGCUAAAAUAAGCAUUUGAUGAAUAAUAUCCUGAAACUGAAUAAAGCAAACAGCAGUUGCCUUCUCUGAGAGGAAGAAACCUCUACCUUUUAUGUUCUCAUAACAAAUUGUCUGCUGCAAAUAAUCACUCACUUCUUCUAUAGAUUGAACUGCUUUCUCGGGUAGUGUUUUUCCUGUCUUCAAAAUGUUUUCCAUUUGAAAUUAAAGCUGAAAAGAUCAACAAAUCUCUAUAAGCAGGUAUCCAGGGAAAGAAUUAAGUGGUUUGUUCUGAUUUUGACCUUUUAAAUCUUUGUUUUAAUUAAAAAAGAAUUUAAGAUGAUGGCUUUAAUUGAAAAAAAAAAAAAAACCAAAGCAAAACACAAAACCCCACAUUUUUAAUUUGUGUGUCGCUAUAUCUCUUUGCAAAUCUUAGUGAUGCCACCUGAAGUCAGGAAACUUAAAUAUUUUGAGAAAUGUGCCCCACCAUGUGUAUAAACUCUUGAACUAAAUAUUUGUGUUACGUUACUUUGGUAAGCUGGUGUACCAGUUUUCAGUUUUGUUUGCUUGCUUUGUCCCCUUAAAUGUCUUUACUGAAUAUUAAAUUUUUAGAGCGGGAAGCAUUAUAUAAUGUCAUUAUAAAUAUAAUGAAAUUUUAAGUAAUUCGAAUGGCACUAUACUUUCAAGUAAAUGGAGAAUAAUUGAUUCUUUAGGAGAUUCAGUAGAUAAAAAGUAUUUUUCAAGGAAGAGUAUAAAUCACUUAUUCUCUAUUCACUAAUAUCUAUAAUAAAGUAGUGAAAUAAUAUUGGAACA